CGGCGCGGUGCUUCAUCUGUUUAAUUCCAAGUGAGAUCUCCACUGCUUCGUUCGAAGUUUUCCCUCGUUGCGGCCCGUCUCAUGAGACGGCGAGACGCGGGGACCGAAAUCCGCGCAGGGACGACCGCGCGUUAUGGAGCCGCCUAAUUAAAGAUUCGGGCGAUUCUGUGCGACUCAUACGUCACUGCGCUGUCAUCGAGGAAGGACCCCGAGACACCGUGUGUCACUUGCGCGAGACUUGGCACGCGUGGCCACGGCGACAGCGGCGGCGGUGUGGUGGUAAACGGAGGCAACAAGGAGAGACGAUGUCCGCGCGCGUCUUUGUGUGGAAGCCUCAGUGUCCCGUUGCGGGCUGGCCCGUUCGUGUCACGGUAUUUGUGUCGUCGCUCUGCACUGCAUGUCGCUACCGUCGUAACAGCGUACUUACGAGCGAGAGAGAGAGAGAGAGAAAGAAAGAAGAAGACUAGAGAAAGAGGGAGUUGCGAGAAAGAAGGGAAAGAGAGGGAAGAAGGAGAGAGAGGACGGCCGACACUAGUGGUGCGUGUACGUGAGACAGUUGUUCGCUCUCGCGUUCUCUGUGUGUCGUCGGCCAAAAAUAGACAAAUGUACGACGAGCGCGCGUCGUCGCCGUCGGUGGUUCUUCGUAUCUUCUUCUUCCUCUGCUCGUCGACGACGAUGCUGCUCGACUGUUGAGAGGAGAGCGAGGCUGCAGCGACGAAAUCAGCGACUAUCUCCGGGGGAGAUGGAGGUUCUUAAGACGUCCCAGGAGAUCGUCCACGAAGGAUGGCUCAUCAAAUCGCCUCCUACGAAACUCUGGAGAGCGCGGUGGAGGAAACGCUGGUUCGCUCUUCGUCAUAGCGGCGAACUACCUGGUCAAUACUUUUUGGAAUAUUACACAGACAAGCGCUGUCGCAAACUCAAGGGUCGUAUCGAUCUGGAUCAAUGCGAACAGGUGGACGCUGGCCUCCGUUUUGAGAAUCGUAAACAGAAAUACCAGUAUAUGUUCAACGUUAAGACACCCAAACGGAUCUAUUAUUUAGUGGCUGAGAAUGAAACCGAUAUGAACAAGUGGGUGGAUGCUGUGUGUCAAGUUUGCGGUCUGAAAGCGUACACUCAGGAUGAGGAGCAACAAAUGUUUCAAUACGAGUCCCAAGAAUCGCCACCGACUUCACCCACUAGUACGAUCUCCGGUCCGUACAUUCCCAUUAGCGAGUGCAUUUCUGGUCGUCGGCUCAAUGACACCAGUUCCUUGAACUCAGCCCUUGGUCAAGGGCCUGAGCAUUACGAUGCCCCGAGAAGAUUGGCACCCUCGCCGCCUCGAUCGCCAACGACGACGGACGCCGAGAGUGUGUUUACUGAUGACGAGUGGACAACGCCUGUGCCCAGUGUGAACUGGGAUACGUUUCCUUCGACGGGUGACUCACGACCAUCUCAUGGCUUGAGUGACGCCGAGAUCGGUUCGUGGAGUGUGAAGAAACGCUUUGGGAAACUUAAGAUCGUCGACUCGGCCGUGCCGCCGGCCGUUGAAAAAUUGCCAGCUCCGCCUAGACCACCGAAACCGCCCCAUAUGUUACCGGAGAACCCUGGGCAUAAUUAUUUGAACCUGGACGGCGCCACCGAGAGCUCGAAACCGACCACUCCGGCGACGCCGGCGCCGACAACGCCAGCCGCGACCGCCGCUGUGACCGACGAGUCCUACGAUUUUCCGAGAUCUCAUCAACCGGCGCAAUCAACGGCGAGCGUGGAGAACGCAGUGGUCGACCAGUCGUCAAAACAUUUCUACUCGAACGCCGCGCCGAGCACUGUCGAUGACAAUGCGCAAGUGUUUCGUUACGAUUUCCACGAGGACGAACCGCCGAGUCCGCGAUCCGAAAGUUCGACCACCGCGACCUAUUCAAAUCUGCCGAGCCCGCUCGUGCGAGACGGCACAAGCGCCGUUCCGACUACUAUGGCGAUGCCGCCGCCGAUGGUCUACCGAGAACUGAAACCGGGUAGGAAGACCAGCGACUCGACGUCCGUCGUCAGCAAUGAGCCGUCCCCGGGUCCUACGGUAGCAGUGAACGAGAUAAGCUCCACCGAGCAUUCACCGGCCGAGCCGCCGAGCAUCAACAGGAAGUUGAAGCCGCCAUUGAACAAAUCGCCGGUGGAGGGACCCUUGCAACUAGCCUCUCCUCCUGGCAAAGGAAGGAUGAGAGCAGCGCCUAGCCCAACGCCCCCGUCGCACGUGCAUGCGACACGUCAUCAAUCAACAUCAGACGAAGACAAUAAUGCCUUCGAAGAUAAAGAGGAGAUAUACUAUUAUCAAGAUCACGACACGUUCAUUCCCGCGUCCAAUCGUCGCUUAGUUGUGCUGCAAUAUCUCGAUCUCGAUCUGGAGGCGACGGAGAGUUUCAGCUCGUCGACGUUACCAUUGGCGCAGUCGCCGCCGAACACGACAGUGUACAAAACUGUAGAUUUCCUGAAGACCGAGGCUUUCAAUCGCACUCGACAGCGGGUCGAACGGGAGAGGAAACGAUGCACGGAUGGUUAGCGUAAGAUCGUUGUAUUAUACAGUGCUGGAUGAAUCAUGCGGGUAUCGAGUAGACUAAAGCCCACGGCACAUGGUGCAUUUUUGCCUGCUGUUACCGUGUGCAAUGCUGACGGUGCUGCUGGUUUGGCUUUACACGGUGCGAGUUUUCGUAUUAGUCUGAUAUAAGGCCGGUAUUCAUAUUAGGAUCUCUCUUAUAUUUAAGAUCGCCUUAAAUUUACCUUCAGAUACUUUGCAACCAGUGAAAUGUUCCGUACUAUCGCUGCGUGAAUCACUGCGUGAUUCUAUUUUUAAUUAUGUGACUUAAGGCGUGUCCUAAUGGGCUUUCGCAGUGAGCAGCAUAGGACCAUGCCAGAAAAAUAGCACCUAAUCUAUCAUGGAUAUCCAGCAAGCUAGCCAGCACAGGAACAAACUGUUUAGCAGGCAAAAACGCACUAUGUGCCAUGGAUAUAAAACCCUAUCUACAAUAGAUGUAGUAAGCCAUUGAUUUUUGUUCUAAACUGUGACUUGAUUUCUAACGAAAGGUGUUUCUCGCGUUAUCAGGCGUUGCAAUUUCUAAGUUUUAAGCGUUAUUACGAUUUUUGGUAGCUCAAAAAAUAUGUUUUGCCAUAGAUUAAAGUUGAAUUUGCAAUAGAUGUAGCGAACUUUUGGUCCCAGUCAAACAUUAGGUUUUUAUAGCCUUAAGACCCACUUAUGCAAGCCGUAAACCGUCAACUUAUGCCAGAACUGUAAGAAAUUGAUCAGUAACAAUUGAAUGUGAAAAGAAUAAUUGAAUGUGAUCGGUCAAUUUCUUACGGUGUUAACAUAAGUUAACGUUUUACUACAUAAAUGAGCCUUUAAGAAAUUUACUGAUCAUAGUCGAAUGUGAGGAGAAUAAUCGAUUGUGAUUAGCCAAUUUUUUGAGACUUGGCUUAAAAUAUUUAUCGUAGACCGGGACUUAGCCUUUUGCUUUAAGUAUUAAAUUGUAACAUAACUUCUAGCAAAAAGCAUUUCUAGCGCUAUCAGACAUCGCGAUUCUUAAGAUUUAAGCGUUAUUCCGAGUUUAGGUUCCGCAAAAAACGUCUUAUAACUAGUCGAUAAAACCGGUCUAACGCCCAUUCUACCAUUAUGGUUUAAAUUUAAUGGACGAUUAUCUCAUUGGAAUUGACCAAUCACAUUCAUCAAUUUAGCUAAUUGGUCAAUGCGACUGGUCAAUUCCCUUAAGCUAAUCAUCGAUUAGACUUAAACCAUGAUAAAAACGGGCAUAAAUCACAGUUUAGAGCUUGGUGCAAAAGACGAAAAGUGAAAAAGACUUACUAUGCUUAUUGUAAAUCGAGCCUAAGGAGUUUUUAUAACGAACUUCCUGUUAUGUAAUGAAGAGAGAUAGAAAGAAAGUCGGGAGACUUUCUUAUAUUCAAGCAUUAUACCGCGUAUGUAAAACAGUACGGCAACAAUGUAGUAUAUCUCCCGAACGAAAGACUGCGAUGUCACAACGCAGUACUUACCGCAAGACGGCAUCCAGUGCUUUUGCAAAGCGUAUCUCAUCAUUUACGUUUAGCAGCGGUUUGCUUCAUAAAUUGGCUAUGCAGUUAGGAGAAAGAUCGGUUAUCGAAGCGUUGUACAGCAAUAUAAAAUGGACCAAAAAUCUAAUGUUAUUAGGUAAGGAAGAGAACGACGGGCGAUGAGCGAGGGAGAACGCCUUUGCAUCGAUCGCCGUUUUCGAGAGAGAUUCCUUGACUCGGGACCUCCUCGAUUAGAUUAAGUAUUAUACAAAUCGUAAAAAAAAAUCUUAAAUUUGGGUACAAUUAAUGGUUUUACGUUAGUUUUACUGUAGAAUUACCGCGCAAGGCAUUUUUAUCGUGCAACGUAUGCUUAAUUAGCGGAUUUAUUUAGCGAAAUCUAUGAUGGAUUUUGUUAAUUAAAUCCGUUCAUAUUAAGGAUGUCCUAUUUUUUAGUACUAGAUAAAUAAUAUAUGAUAUUUUUUUAUCGUAUCGCACGCCAAACGCAAUCCGUUUCACCAAGGUAAUCGAAGAUAUUUUACAGUGAAGAUAUUUAUACGGCAUCAGAAGAAUCGUCGCAGUUACGACGUCAGCGAGAUUGCACUAAAAAAUAUCAGAUUUUAAUACAUGUUACAUAGAUUUUAUCGUCAGAGACUAGUCUAAUGUGAUUAUUGACUACUUCGAAUAUACCACAUGCCUUGGUUUAUAAUAUUGUUGACACAAAGAUACUUUUAAAUUUUUAUUGACACUUUAAAUUUAUAUUUUGCAUUUUAUUUCGU
Messenger RNA from Dinoponera quadriceps, 4784 nucleotides. It is a transcript of the gene dos, whose product is annotated as GRB2-associated-binding protein 2. The transcript is spliced from 9 exons. Lineage: Eukaryota; Metazoa; Arthropoda; Insecta; Hymenoptera; Formicidae. The coding region runs from base 743 to 2530 and encodes 595 amino acids. The record is from RefSeq and is a predicted model, not a curated record.